Messenger RNA from Pristis pectinata (smalltooth sawfish), 11814 nucleotides. Its product is annotated as fibrocystin-L-like. The transcript has 75 exons. The record is from RefSeq and is a predicted model, not a curated record. NCBI's taxonomy places the organism in Eukaryota, Metazoa, Chordata, Chondrichthyes, Rhinopristiformes, Pristidae.
AUGGCUGCCGAAGAAAUGAGGAUAUCCAGAUACAAGUAUUGCGUUUUGCAGGAGCUGUUGGUCUGGAAGAUAAAGGUGGGUUCCCAAGCUGUUCCAAAAGUUUUUGACGUCUAUCCUCACCACGGCAGCCAGAAUGGAGCAACAAGGCUGACGAUCAAAGGGCAGGGAUUCUCAGGGGAGAACCAGUUUGACUUUGGAGCAGAAGAUGAAAAGUUGGGCAACAGCGUGCAUCUGGUGUCAGAAACCAGGUCCAUCCCCUGUGAUGUGGAGAGGGAUUCCAGCCACGAAACACAGAUUGUUUGCUACACCAGGCCUCUACCAAUAGACACGUAUCUUGUUGUAGUGAGUGUGGAUGGGGUUCCUAUUGUUAACAAGUGGAUAACCUAUUAUGCAACAAACGACAAUACCCCAUCCAUUGAGGAGAUUUCACCAAUGUCUGGACUGCCAGGGCAACUCAUUUCUAUCCGAGGGAAUAUUCUCACUGAUGUCUAUGGCAGUAAUAAACCAAAGGAUUCCAGUCAUGGAAACACCAGGAUUUUGAGAGUCUAUGCUGGAGGAAUGCUCUGUGAUCUUCUUCAUCCGGACUCGGAUACCUUGUAUGGUUUGACACUUGACUACACAUACAGUAGAAAAGGCACUAUGACUUGCAGAAUGACUGGAACGUACGUAGGUCACCAUAAUAUGAGCUUCAUUUUGGACAAUGGCUACGGAAGGUCUCUGCCUGAUGUGAAUGCUUACUUUGUUUCCUCUCUCAAUAAACUCAGCAUGUUCCAAACCUACGCAGAGGUGACUGGCAUCUACCCAUCUGAAGGGAGUGUGGAAGGAGGCACUCGGCUGACAGUGAACGGGAGGUUCUUUGAUGAAACAGACUCCCCAGCCAGAGUUACUGUGGCAGUGACUGACAAUUACCGUUUCUACAUCAAAGGGAGAGGCAUAUUCGAACUUCAUCUUAGCUUAACUGGGGAUCCUCGGGACAAGACUGAAAGGAGGGACUGUUUACUUGACAGAUAUUACACAGAAGUGCUACUGCAGGAAAACACGCCGUCUUCCUUUGUUUCUGUUGGUGUGUACCGCAACAACAGCUCCUACACUGAGCAGCAGACAGCAGAUUCUGUCAAUGAAGUGCAGAACAUCAGUUCACUCUCCCAGGUUGUCUACGAGAAGCAGAGUGGAACGUCUGCCCACGAUGUCCUGAAGCCAAUUCUAGGUGUGCUAAUUGUGACAUGGAUUGUAACCUUGGAGAACUGGACGAUAGGAAGUGCAGUCAGUGAGGUUCAGCAGGUCAACGUCACCAGUCCAUGCUGGGACUCAGGUUCUUGCGAAUUCCACUUGUACAGGCUCACCUACAAUCAGGAGUACACAGGAUUUCUUCCUGCAAAUGCUUCAGACAAGCAGAUUGAAGAAGCUUUAAAUGAUCUGUGGUCAAUUAGACCUGAUAAGGUGAAAGUGUCGAGCACUGCAAUCAGCCAAGGCUUUGCCCACACAGUGACCUUCAUCUCCACAAGAGGGGAUUUUGAUUUACUCCAGCACAAGGCAUCGGAAGGAAGUAACAUCACCAUUGAAGUGGAGGAACGAGUCAAAGGGAGACCCAGUAUGGACACUUUCACACUGAGACUGGAUGGGAUUGAUUCCAGGCCCCUUCCACAUGCAGCUACUGCUGAUGAGGUCAAAGCUGCUUUAGAAGAACUGGUGGGUGUGAAAUGUCCUGAGCACAUAGCUGGCUACACAAAUGGAUAUGCAGUCAAGUACUUCAAUGACUUUGAAGAUGGGGGCUCUGCCUAUCACAGUGGCCAGGUGACAGUGGAGACCGAUGCCUUCUGUGGACGACACUCUGUCAAAAACCCCUAUUAUUUGUUUGGCUUUGCACAAUCCCAUCAGCCAGUCUUGUUAGACACCUACAAGCAGCUUUGCUUUGCAUACAAAGGAAUUUUGAGAAAUGAUAUUCUGCUGAAACUGAAUUACAAAGAUGAAGGCAGAACAUUGUCCAUAUCUUUUUCGAUGCAAUAUAGUUUUGCUCAAGAGAAUCAGUGGUCCUAUACCUGCAUCAAUUUGCUCAAGUCCGUACAGGCCAAGUUUUCCAAAGGGACCAACUUCAUGCUGGAAACGAUCAGACUGUUGAAGUCAUCAGACCAGGAUUACUUUGUGGAUACUGUCUACAUUGGGCAGCAUGCUACAACCAGCGGUCAAGAAAAUAUUGGUGUUCCAGUGAGAGGGCUCCCACCACUGAUUGCCAGAGGGAUUAUUAUUAAGCAGUUCAUUGUGACACAGAAUAGAACCGUGAAUGACAGCUCAUCCAAUGAGUAUGAGAUAACCAUGAUUCCCUUCAACUGUAGCUUCAACAUUCCUUUGCUGGAGAUUGGCUUUGCUCAGACUGCAUCCAAUGGCUCAAAGGACGAGGCCGCUUACAGAGGAAUUACGUGGCCCAAUGGGUCCGUCAUAAGAGUGUGGAGAAGAGAGGCAGCAUCUCCCCCCAUCACUGGCACCAUGGACAUUCAGGCCUUUGGCCGUGUAGUGAAGGGAUUGCCAGUCAGUGCCUCUGACCUGGAAAUGCAGUACAGUUUACAAAGCAUUCCUGAGAUCGGGAGUGUGUCAGUGCAGAGGACAGGCAGCUGCUCCGGUUUCAACUGGAGGGUGAAGUGGCUGAACAAGCCUGGAAAUCAGCCCAUCCUACAGGUUAAUGAUUCAAAUGUUCAUGGAGUCAAUGUGAGAGUUACUGUGCGUGAGGAUGAGCGUGGAGGGCAGUUUAGUCAACGGCUGAUCGGAGACCUGUUCCGUACACCACAUGUCCUGCCCCAGGUGCAGGUUUUCAUCAAUGGCAUUCCCAGCAACUGCUCCAGGAAUUGUGGAUACAGGUGGAAUUCUGCGAAAACCCCAGUCAUUACAGGCAUCAGCCCGAGCAGAGGUUCCAGUGUUUCAGGCACAGUCCUGACCAUAUCAGGCUUCCCAUUCGCCAACACUUCAAAGACUGACACCACCUGGGUUCUGGUUGGAGGAGCCAAAUGUCCAAUCACAGGACUAACUGAUACUGAAAUUACCUGUCUGAUCGGGCCACCCAACACCACAGUGGCCCCAAUUACUGUCUACGUCGCCGAGCUUGGCUUUGCAAAGCACUCAGGCAACCAGGCAUUUUCUUUCACCUAUGAACUGGAGGUUACUGGCAUUUCUCCUUCCACAGGCAGUACUGAAGGUGGGACCGUUCUGACAAUAUCUGGCACUGGUUUCACUUCCGGGACAGUGGUUUUAGUUGGAGAGAAGCUCUGCCUCCUCCUCACACAAAGCCCUGUCGAGAUAACCUGCAGCACGCCAGAUGCACCCGUUGGAGUGGCCAAUAUCUCUGUGUUGACUAAUGAAACAUACAGCACAUUGCCCUUCAUUUUCACUUACACAGAGGUGAAGAUGCCGGUAAUCUUGCAAAUAACUCCCACGGCAAGCAGUGCGGCAGGUGGUUCCAGCCUGACAAUCCACGGGUCAGACUUUGGCAGCAGAUCCGGAGACAGCCGUGUGUUCGUUGGGAACUCGGAGUGUCCGAUCCUUCAGUGGUGGGUCAACAACAUCACCUGUCGGCUGCCCAGCCUCCCCCCCGGAGAGUACACAGUACGGACACACGCCCCUGACAGCAGCAUUGCGAAUGUUUCCAUUGAGUACAUCUUGCGUGUAACAGGAAUGACCCCCAGGCUGGGUUCGCUCCAUGGGGGCACAACAAUCACCAUCUCUGGGGCUGGUUUCAGUCCCAUCACAGAGGAUAACACUGUCCACCUCGACUCCAUUCGAUGUCCCAUAACCUUUGCUGCACCCAAUGUGCUGGAGUGUGUUCUUGGUCCAACUGGCAGAAGUUUCAUCAUCACCAACAAUGGCAGCCAUCCAACACUGGGAGUUGGGUACAGCUGGAAUCCAUCAAUACUCGAUAUCCUUGUCGGGGACACAGUGCACUGGCAGUGGGAGGCCCCACCUCUCGUCCAGGGCUUGAGCUACCGAGUCUUCAGUGUCUCCGGGCCCAGUGAUGUGAAUUACAAAGGCAAAGGGUUUAUGAGUGGAGAUACCGGCACUCCAGCAGGUUCUUUCUCCCACCGCUUCACCUCCCCUGGCUCAUUUUUCUACAGCAGCGGUUACAUCGACCAGAAGAACAAGAUCUUCCUGCAAGGCGUGGUGCAUGUGAGGGCAGCAGAGGAGAGGUCCUUAAAUCUGCAUGUUUCUGUAGCUGGGAUUGAGGCAGAAUAUCCACCUGGACACUUGGAGGUGGUGCAGUCACAACAGGAGCGCAGUGGUAACUGUACAGCAACCAGCCCCACCUGUCCCCAGACAGUGAACAGCACUUCAGACAGUGGAGGCUUCACAUUUCUCCUCUCUCCCUGUUACUCCCCCACCAUUAACAGUAUCACCCCAUCUAACGGGACCCUAUACGACAGACUCACCAUUGCAGGCACUGGAUUCAGCAACAUCACCUGUGUUAAUGAGGUGCGGGUUGGAGACCAGCUGUGCGUCGUUGAACACAGUACGGAGUGGGAGCUUCUGUGCCGAGUAGAUGCAGGGGGAGAGAUGGAGGUUGGGGUGGCAGCCCUGGUGUCAGUGACUGUCCACAACCACGGCUCUGCCAUCUCCACACCAUCCGACGAAUUCAGCCGCCACUUUGUGCUGCUCCCUCACCUGGACAGGGUGACCCCCAGCCUGGGCUCCACCACAGGACGGACCAGGGUCACCCUCACUGGCUCAGGCUUCGGAAAGGACCCCAGUACCAUCCAGGUCCUGCUGGCAUCUGUGCCCUGCACGCUGGUGUCUGUGAACUACACGCACAUCUCCUGUGAUUCAUCUGCCUCCAUUGUCUCCAAUGGGUCUGCAAGCGUUUUGGUACGAGGUCUCUUGGCCACGUGUACUGGCUCCUGUGACUUCAACUACACUGAGAGCAUCACGCCGAGCGUGCUGACCAUCUCUCCGAAUGUCCUGGACACCGUCUACACCGAGCUCACCAUAAACGGCCAAGGAUUUGGCAGCCAUGCCGAGAUGGUCCUUGUUUUAGUGGGCACUGCCAGCUUUAGACCUGCUGUUGUUACAGACUCCAGCCUGAACUGUACAGUGGGACCACUGCCCGUUGGCCAACACUCCCUCAGGGUUUUGAUCUUGGACAAGGGUUUAUCUGGCGAGACUCUGUGGGUCACUUCUGCUGCCUCAGCCUCCCUGUUGCCAGCCUCGGGAGGGAUUAACGGAGGCACCACCUUGUCCAUCACAGGGAAUGGCUUCGUCCAGGGAGCCACCACUGUGAUGGUUGACGACUCCCCUUGUAGCAUUCUCACUGUCACCCCAGGAGAAGUCCAGUGUGUCUCGCCGGCCUGUGGCCCAGGCAUUGUCCAUGUAAAGGUUAAAGUUCAUUCUACUGUGUACCCACUCCUAACGUUCACCUGUAACCAAACAGAGACUCCCACUAUUUUUGCCGUCUCUCCAACCACUGGUGUAAGUGGAACAAGACUCACCAUCCUUGGGCAAAGUUUGGGAUCUGUUGUCUCUGAUGUCACGGUGUCAAUAGAUGGUGUCUUGUGCAGUGUGAUCAUGGCUAACGAGAGCUGUGUGGAGUGCACUGUGGGGCAUCAUGCUGGGGGCACCUUUCCAAUCCUCCUGGAACAUGCCAGGAGGGGAUACGCAGCCUCUGCCUUCUCAUUUCAGUACCAGCUCAACAUAACGACUGUCUCUCCAACUGAAGGCAAUUUCGGUGGUGGCUUGGUCCUGACGGUGAGGGGCGCUGGAUUUGACAGACAGAAAUCACGGGUGUUUGUGUGUGAUAGUGAAUGCAGAGUGGAGCCAGCAAACUCCAGUUCCAGCAGCCUACACUGCCACCUGCCUCUGAAUAAUGGUGAGGACCCACACACCACAUGCAAUGUGACCGUUGCAAACAGUGAAGCUUCGAGCCAGCUGCCCCGCGCCUUCACGUACAUGUCGGUUUUGACCCCCGUGGUGACUGCCAUUGAGCCCAAGCGAGGAGGAACGGCAGGAGGCACCAAACUGACCAUCACAGGAUCUGGCUUCAGUUCCAGCAUAAAUGAGACUUCUGUCACCGUGGCUGAAGCUGCCUGUGAGAUCCAGUCUGUGAAUGAAACCAGCAUUGUAUGUAUCACCGGUGCACAGUCCCCUUCCCAAAAGACCAAGGUCAAGGUCAACAUAAGGGGAAAUGGCACUGCCAAACUGGACUUUGCCGAUUACUACUAUGUCGAUGUGUGGUCAUCACGGUACACGUGGGGAGGUCAGUCACCCCCUGAGAAGGGCUCACUGGUCGUCAUCACCAAGGGACAGACCAUCUUGUUUGACCAAAGCACACCCGUGCUGAAAAUGCUGCACAUUCAAGGUGGGUCACUCGUCUUCGAUGAGGCAGACAUUGAACUCCAGGCCGAGAACAUUCUCAUCACAGACGGCGGGCUACUCCAGGUGGGAACCAACUCAACGCCCUUCCAACAUAAAGCCAUCAUCACCCUUCAUGGCCACGUGCGCUCCAGGGAAUUGCCCCUGUACGGAUCCAAGACUCUGGCUGUUCGAGAGGGAACAUUGGACCUCCAUGGUCUGCCCGUCCCUGUAACCUGGACUCACCUAGCUGAGACAGCGGAGGCAGGCACUUCAACGAUUACACUACAGGAAGCCGUGAGCUGGAAGGCAGGGGACCAGAUUGUCAUUGCAACAACUGGAGGCAGGCACAGCCAGAAGGAGAGUGAGCAGAGGACGAUCAGGGGUGUGUCACCGGACGGGAGGACGCUCAACCUGACGGAGCAGCUGAGAUACCAGCACCUGGGCAUGGUGCUGUCCCUCGCUGGGGCUGUGCUGGAGGCUCGGGCAGAGGUGGGGCUGCUGACUCGUAACGUGGUGGUGAGAGGCUCCAACAACGUGGAGUGGAACGACCACAUCGAGCAGUGUCCGGACGGGUUCGACACUGGUGAGUUCGCCACCCAGACCUGCUUCCAGGGGCGGCUGGGGGAGGAAAUCGGAAGUGAUGAGUACGGAGGCUGCAUCAUGUUCCAUUCGCCGCGUCCAGACCAAGGGCUGGUGCUGGGCAGGAUAGAGUAUGUCGAGGUGUACCAGGCAGGCCAGGCCUUCCGCCUGGGCCGUUACCCCAUCCACUGGCACCUGUUGGGGGACCUGUCCUUCCGCUCGUACGUGCGAGGCUGCUCGAUCCACCGGACCUUUAACCGCGCUGUCACCAUCCACGGCACUCACCGGCUGCUGGUGGAGGACACCGUGGCCUUCGACGUGAAGGGAGGCGCCUUCUUCCUGGAGGACGGGGUGGAGCGGGGCAACGUGCUGCGGCACAACCUGGCGGUGUGGGUGCGCCAGAGCUCCAGCCUGCUGAACGACGACCUCACCCCGGCCGCCUUCUGGGUGACCCACCCCGGCAACACCCUGCAGGGCAACUCGGCGGCGGGGGGCACCCACUUCGGCUUCUGGUACCGGCUCCUGGAGCACCCCGAAGGGCCGUCGCGGCACCAGGACGUGUGCCCGCGCAGCCUCUCCCUCGGGCUCUUCCGCAACAAUUCAGCCCACUCCCAGGGCUGGUACGGCCUCUGGGUAUUCCCGGCCUACCACCCGAGCAGGAACGGCCGGUGCUCGGACUGGAGCCCCCGGCCCGCGGCCUUCGGCUCCCUGACCGCCUGGAACUGCAAGAAGGGGGCGGAGUGGACAGAAGGAGGGGCCCUCCAGCUCCAUGACUUACUGCUGGUCAACAACGAGGAGGUCGGGGUGGAGGUCCAGCGGGUGCUGAGGACCCGCAUCGGUGGCUGGGGCCAAGCCGCGGGGGCCCUGCUCAGGAACCUGACCGUGGUUGGUCACAUCCCGGGUCUGGGCCCCCCAGUCUGCACCCGCACCGGUCUGGUUCUUCCCAUGGACCAGGGGCUGACCGUGGACGGGCUCCACUUGGUGAACUUCGACUGGUCUGGCUGCACGGCCCUGGGGCUGGCGACCAUUACCGGGGAGUGCCCGGAGGGCUGCGGGGGCUGGGGCGUGAGGUUCAGCCGGGUCCGCUACUUCAACACCUCCAACAAGGCCGCCUUCCACUGGGAGCAUGAGGCCGUGCUGCACGACAUGGAUGGCUCCCUCACAGGUGGUGCUGGGUAUAAUGUGGUCCCUUACAGUCGGAUACUGGACCCAGCACGGUGCCAGCAGUCAGCGGAGUGGAGCCAGGGAUACGCCGGCGUUGUGUGUGACUCCACUGUCACAUUCCAUCGCCUGUCUGUCCACGACCCCUCUCCGAACGCUCUGAGGGGACGGCAGAUCAUCCUGUCCAACACUCAUGGGUACAGCAUUCUCUCCUUCCUACAUCGACGUCUAACCCAUGGAUCAGGUUGGAUGGCCCUUUUACCCAACAAUCAGACUGUUAGUUGGCAUUUCAAGGACGUGGAUCACAUCACCGAGAUCUCCUACAGAGCCACCUUUUACCACUUCACGGACAGUGACCACGUUGUCAUAUCCCACAACCUGACCCAACGCCCUGACCAUGUCCAGGUGAUGGAUCUACAACAAAAAGCCUCCCUCCAGCCCCUGGGAUGGUCCCACAACCAGAAUGGCGACUGGUACUUUGAUUCAGACAACUUGACCUUGUACUACCUGGGGAAGGGUGCCCCUCAUCAGCCAAGUCUCGACCCAACAGUGGUCGAUGUAAAUGUUCACCUCCGUGUCUUCCGCUGCUUCUACCAGAAAUGUGCGUCUCUUCCCCAGGAAAAAGUGUCACCCUUCAUCAGCUCAGCUUCUGGAUACAGUCUGUGGUCGAACUCUUCCUUCUGGGAAUCCUCUCCAGAAAACAACUUCACGGUUCCCAGAGAAGGUGACAGUGUGGUCGUAGCCCAAGGAGUCUGGCUUCUGGUGGACACAAUGAUUCCGUCGCUCUACAAACUCACCAUCUAUGGCAUCUUGGAAAUUAAGGACCAGAAUGCAACAUCGGGCCACAAUUCCUCGUCCUACAUGAGCAUUGUCCUCAAUGCUACCUACAUCUCGGUCCAGGGGGGCAGGCUUAUCGCAGGAACACCGGAGAAACCGUUCAGAGGAGAGCUCCUGAUCAUUCUGCGAGGAGACCAUUUGACCCCGGACUGGCCUUUACUGAAUGGGCCUAAUCAGGGGGCCAAGGUGUUGGGUGUGUUCGGAGGACUGGACCUCCACGGAAUUCCCCACCGGCUCUACAGGACCAAGCUGGGGCUGACAGCACAGGCCGGUUCCCUCAACCUAACGCUGGCAGCAGCCGUCGACUGGCAGGAGGGCGAUGAGAUCCUUCUGACAAGCACCAGCUACGAUUCCCAGCAGACGGAGUCUCGGAUCAUCCGCUCCAUCUCACAUGAUGGGAGGUCUCUGUUCCUGGAUCAGCCACUCUCCUUCACACAUGUGGUGGAGACGCAGGAAGUGAAGGGAAGGGACCGGCGCUACAGCCUGGCAGCAGACAUUGGCCUCUUGAGCAGAAACAUCAAGAUCCUAGGCCAGGAUCACCUGGGAUGGCAGGAGCAGAAGUUCGGAGCCCGCCUGCUGAUCAGUUCCUUCUUCUACAAUGACCAGGAAAUCAAAGGUUAUGCCAGGAUAAAGGAUGUUGAAUUCUACCACUGUGGUCAGAUGGGUUAUCUGGAUUACUUUGAUCCACGCUACUCUGUGGCGUUUCUCAACCUCGGCCAGGUUUGGAAUGACUCGUACAUUCAGGGCUGUGCUAUUCACAAUGGAUUUGCUCCAGCCAUCGGGGUCUUUGGAACGGAUGGCCUUAACAUCGACGACAAUAUCAUUUACAACACCCUGGGAGAAGGUAUCAAAGUGUGGGGGAGCAGGAACCGAGUGAGGAGGAACCUGGUGGUCCUCAGCAAGUCGACGGUGAUUCCCUACUCCUGGACAGCGGCUGUCGAGGUGAAUAAGGGUUCUGAGGUUGUGCUACAGGAGAACAUCGUUGUAGGCUUUGAGCAGAUUGGUUACCACAUUAACGGAGAGCCUUGUCCUGGACAACCAAACCCCGCUGAGCCAUGGACUGAUAACGAGGUCCGUGGAGGACGGAUUGGUGUUUACAUGAAUGGAGACGGAUUCCCAAACUGCUCCCUUAUCCAAGGGUUCACAGUCUGGAAAUGCCAGGACUAUGGCAUUUACUUUCAGGUAGAAGAUUCUGUGCAAGUCUCCAACGUGACUCUGGUGGACAACGCACUGGGUAUUUUUCCAAUGAUUUACGGACCUCCAGCGCUCUCACAUCGGAUAUCCAAUAAAACCGUUCGCGUUACUAACGCCUUGGUGGUUGGAGUUAGUCCUGGAUUCAAUUGCUCAGAUACUCUGAUGAUGAAGGUGUGGUUUGUGUGGGAGGCCAGGGAUUAAUCGGUGUCCUGUCUCCCUGCCACAGGAAGGAGUGGGAUCUGCUGGCCAACGUUCGCCUCGGCUACCAACUUAGCACCUCGACAUCCGCAUUCUGUGCUGAUGAGCUACCCGGCCAUUAGUGGGCUGAUGAUGGUGCAGAACACGACAUUUGUGGGAUUCCGGGGCGUGUGUUCCCAGCAGCUGAACGUCAUGUUUAUCAGUAACCCUGACAAUGAGGAUGUGCAGCACCCAGUGCUGGUGGAGGGAAUCACCAUCGACCAGAGUGAGGAGCGAGGGAAGGUCUUCAUACACAGGCCUGACAUCACUAAGGUGAAUCCCAGUGACUGUGUGGACAUGGACUGCGAUGGCAAGAAGAAGACCCUGCUGAAAGACCUCGAUGGCUCAUUCCUGGGGAGAGUGGGAGCUGUCGUCCCACAGUCGGAGUACGAAUGGAAUGGUGACAAACGCCGUGGGCUCGGCGAUUACCGAAUCCCAAAGGUUCUGCUGACGUCUUUGAAUGGGAGCCGCAUUCCUGUAUCCCAGGUGGCACCAUACAAAGGAAUUAUCCGAGAUUCCACAUGUACCUAUGUGCCUGACUGGCAAAGCUACAAGUGCUUUGGGCUGAACUAUGAGCUGCUGGUUAUUGAGAGCCUAGACUCUGAUACCGAACAUAGGAGACUUUCCCCGGUGGCUCUGCUCUGUGAUGGCUACCUGGACCUCAUCAAUGGUCCCCAGGACCAUGGCUGGUGCUCUGGAUAUACGUGCCAUAAGAGGAUUUCGCUUUUCUAUGGGAUUGUGGCCACCAACAAGUCGUGCGACGUGUACUUCACCAGCACCAGUCCUCAGAGUCUGCGUCUGCUGCUGCCCAGCGCUGAAGUCAGCAGAGCUGUUCGUUUGUCGAUCUAUUACUCAUUGCCACAGCGCCUGGAUGUGUACGUCAAUGGCACCCUCAUCCCUCCAAUCAACGCAGAGUGGAACAGCGCGCACAGGGACUACACCCUGAGGUCCCCCACCUACCCAGGAGAAUUUGUUCCCAAGUUGAAUUCUCUGGUUUCUGGAGCAAACUACUUUGACAGAAAAUACCAGAUGCUGAAUGUUUUAGUGAGGGGUUCGAUUCCCGUUGAGAUCCACACAACCCCCACCCUCUUCAUCACCUUUAAUUUACCCGCAAUGACAGUGGAUGAGUUCUACGGUGCUGAUCUAGCAAACAACGUUGCCCGAUUCCUGGACGUGCCUGCAAGUAAAGUCCGUGUCACCAAGAUCGUGCGGAAGGGUGUGCGUCGCAGGAGGCAGGCUACUGGGAUCGCAGUGGAUAUGGAGAUCGGAGACCCUCCAUCUAGGCAGUUGUCAUCAAACAACAGUAACUCCACAAACACCAAUACACUGAGGUUCUCCAACCUGAAGGAAAUCGCCAGCAACCUUGGUGAGGCCAUGUUGACUGGAAACCUGAGUGCUUCCUUGGGCUUUGCAAUCUCUGGCCUGGAGAUCUCUGAUCCAGUUCCACCUCCAGAUGAUCCAGAGUGGUCCCAGGGGUAA